AUGCACUUCAGUGGCAACACCCGACCAAUCCAUGCAAAUCGGCAUUUGCGCGUAGUCUGCAUCGGAGCAGGCCCAUCUGGAAUCUACUUGGCUUACAAAUUGAAGACUUGUUUGGUGGAUUUCACGCUGGACGUCUACGAAAAGAACCCUGAGGUGGGCGGAACAUGGUUUGAGAAUCGCUAUCCAGGCUGUGCUUGCGAUAUUCCAGCUCACAAUUACACGUACUCGUUCGAGCCGAAACCUGACUUCUCUGCCACCUAUGCAGCAGCAGGCGAGAUUCAACAAUACUUCAAGAGUUUUGUGGACCGGCACGACCUUCGGAGAUACAUUCACUGUGACCACUCAGUUGUCGGGGCGCACUGGGAUGAGCAAAGUGCAGAAUGGGUGGUUCAGGUGCAAUACACUGGGGGUGUCUUGAUACGGCGAUGUGACUUCUUGAUCAAUGGGUCUGGGAUCUUGAACUCGCCACGCUGGCCCGACAUUCCCGGUCUGCGGUUGUUCAACGGGGCCGUCAUACAUACGGCCUUGUGGGACGAGAGAGUUGAUUUGACUGGAAAGCGAGUGGGUCUUAUUGGGAUGGGCUCCUCGGGUGUCCAGAUUCUGCCAUAUCUUCAAGAGAAGGCCGCUCAUGUCACUGUAUUUGCUCGUAGUCCGACGUGGCUCCUCUCUUCUGGUGGUGGAAUGGAGUACCAUGAGUUUAGCGAAGAAGAACGGAAGACCUUUCGAGACAGUCCACAUGCUCUCCGCGAGUUUCGCCAAACGACGGAGAGAGGCCUACACGCUCUUUUUCCGGCUCUGAUUCAGGGAACGAAGACACAGCGAGAUCUGUGUUAUCUCGCGAGGGAACAGAUGGAAGGGAGCAUCAAAGACGAGGCAGUCGCGUCAAAGCUGAUCCCUAACUUCCCUCUCGGGUGCCGCCGCAUAACUCCAGGAGCGCAGUGUCUAAGAGCGUUGAAUGCACCCAAUGUGUCCCUUGUCAUUGGCAACAUUACGGCGGUUGAUCAGCAUCACUGCACCACGGCAGAGCACGAGUAUAAAGCUGACGUACUCGUAUGUGCGACCGGUUUCGAAACGUCAUAUUGCCCUCGGUUACCUAUUGUGGGACGAAGUUGCACCCUCCUUGCUGAGCAAUGGAUGCAUGAGCCUCGAUCAUACCUAGGUGUGGCAGUGAAUAACUUCCCCAACUACUUCACCUUUCUAGGGCCUAACUCCCCUUUCGGCCUAACUUCAGCACUCUUCACCAUUGAACUGCAAGGUUCCUACAUGUUGCACUUCCUCAAUCGCUGGCAAAAGGAAGGAAUACGCACCUACGAUCCUACCGCGCAUGCGGUGGAUGACUUCAUUGCUCACAAGGACUUGUUCAUGCAAGGGAGCGUGUGGGGUUCUUCCUGCCACUCAUGGUACAAAAACAAGUCUGGUAAGGUGAUUGCUCAGUGGCCCGGGAGCUCUCUGCACUAUAUGGAAGCGUUGGCGCAGCCCCGCUACGAAGACUUUCACAUUACGUAUGCCGGCGGCAACCGCUUUGCGUACUUGGGCAAUGGAAUUAGCCAGACCGAAGCGAAGGAGGAUGUGGACUCGGCCUAUUACAUUCGAGACGAGGAUGAUGGGGAGUCGAUUUUUCGGGGUCUCUUGAGUAAUGUCAACAUCAAGGACACAAGGCAUAUGCUAGAAUAA
This is a messenger RNA of Aspergillus tubingensis, 1674 nucleotides long. Its product is annotated as flavin-containing monooxygenase. The record is from RefSeq and is a predicted model, not a curated record. Lineage: Eukaryota; Fungi; Ascomycota; Eurotiomycetes; Eurotiales; Aspergillaceae. The coding region runs from base 1 to 1674 and encodes 557 amino acids. Gene Ontology annotation, molecular function: NADP binding; flavin adenine dinucleotide binding; N,N-dimethylaniline monooxygenase activity. The transcript is spliced from 6 exons.